Notolabrus celidotus (New Zealand spotty) is the source of this 3534-nucleotide messenger RNA. RefSeq names its product heparanase 2 (gene hpse2). The transcript is spliced from 12 exons. Gene Ontology annotation, molecular function: hydrolase activity, acting on glycosyl bonds. Gene Ontology annotation, cellular component: extracellular matrix; membrane. The record is from RefSeq and is a predicted model, not a curated record. Bases 52 to 1809 code for a protein of 585 amino acids. NCBI's taxonomy places the organism in Eukaryota, Metazoa, Chordata, Actinopteri, Labriformes, Labridae.
CUUCAAAGCUCCAUUACGCACGCGGAUCCUCCUGUUCGUCAAACUAAGAAGAUGCCCAAAUCGUCACCUUGCGUUUCCCCAUGGUCCUCCCUCUGGCUGGCAUCUCUGGCUUCUUUGGUGGUGCAAUCUGUGCUCUCUUCUACUCACUCUUCCUCCUCUACAUAUCAGAGAUCUGGGACCAGUGGGAAGCGGCCGGGCUUCAUGGAGAGGACGCUGAUCCUCCUGGAUGUCAACACCCGGAGUCCGAUCAGGGUCCUCAACGACAACUUCCUCUCUCUGCAGCUGGACCCUUCGAUCAUCAAAGACGGCUGGUUGGAUUUUCUAAGCUCCAAGCGGCUCGUGACCCUGGCGCGCGGCCUGUCGCCUGCCUUUCUUCGUUUUGGAGGAAAGAGGACCGACUUCCUGCAGUUCAACAACCAGAAGAACCUUGCUAAGUUCAGAGGGCCAGGACCUGACUAUUACCUGAAGAACUACGAAGACGACAUUGUGCGCAGUGACAUUGCAUUGGACAAUCAGAAAGGCUGUAAAGUGGCCAACCAUCCUGACAUCAUGCUGGAGCUGCAGAGGGAGAAAGCCGCCACCACCCAGCUCGUCCUUCUGAAAGAGCAGCUGUCCAAUAUCUACAGUAACAUCACAAUAACAGCCAGGUCUUUAGACAAACUGUACAACUUUGCCGACUGUGCCGGUCUGCACCUGAUCCUGGGGCUCAACGCGCUGCACAGAAACCCGGACAACUCCUGGAACACCUCCUCCACCCUGAGCCUCCUCAAGUACGGAGCCGGCAAGAAGUACAACAUCUCCUGGGAGCUGGGCAACGAGCCUAACGCCUACCGCAGCAUGGUGGGACGAGCAGUCAACAGCACUCAGUUAGCUCAGGACUAUACUAAGCUGAGGACCCUGCUGCAGUCUGUACGCUACUACCACCGAGCUCACCUCUACGGUCCCAAUGCAGGACGGCCUCGGAAGAACGCAAUCCUGCUGCUGGACGGAUUCAUGAAGAAUGCUGGCUCUGUUGUAGAUGCAGUUACGUGGCAACAUUACUACAUGGAUGGCAGAGUGAACAAAGUGGAGGACUUCCUAAAAACUCGUCUGCUGGACACGCUAACUGAACAAAUCACUAAAGUCAACAAGGUUGUGAACACACAUACACCCGGCAAGAAGGUCUGGCUGGGUGGACUGGGGCCGGCAUGGGCAGGAGGCAUCAGUAAUCUCUCAGACACAUAUGCUGCUGGAUUUCUGUGGAUGAACACGCUGGGUAUGGCUGCUUUGCAGGGGAUUGAUGUUGUCUUGCGUCACUCAUUCUUUGGCUAUGGAUACACACAUCUUGUGGACCAACAAUUUAACCCUUUACCGGAUUACUGGUUCUCUUUGGUCUUCAAGCGUCUGGUUGGUCCACGGGUGUUAGCUGUGCGGGUGGCUGGACUGCAGAGAAAACCACAACCAGGACGAGUCAUUCGAGACAAGCUACGCAUCUACGCCCACUGUACCAGCUACUACAACCAUAACUAUGUAAGAGGGUCCAUAACCAUCUACAUCAUCAACCUGCAUCGAUCGCGGAAGAAAAUCAAGUUGGCGGGGACGUUACGGAACAACACUGUCCAUCAGUACCUGCUGCAGCCCUUUGGCACGGACGGACUCAGAGCCAAAUACGUCCAGCUGAACGGGGAGAAGCUGCUCAUGUUGGACAACGAGACGUUCCCCGAGUUGAAGCCUAAGACACUGAGAGCUGGACGAACGAUAGCCAUGCCUCCCAUGACCAUCGGCUUUUAUGUGGUCAAAAACAUUAACGCGUACGCCUGCAGGAGAUAACACUCACCCUUCAUCUCUGAUGCAUCACAAGGGAAGAAGAACCACCAACCCUCUGCCAGCUUGAUCCAAAGCUUAGACACAGUUUGUUUCUACUUUCUUUUAAUCUUCACAGGACAUCACAGAUAACCACUUCAUUCAUUUGGACCUUGCUCUUGUCUGCUUCAGGAGGGGGAACAGAACAUUUCAAUUCCUCACAGUUGUUUCAAAACUUAUUUGCAAAACUCUCUAAACUGUCCUUGGUUUCCUUUGGCCUCUGUCAAAGAAACACUCACCCCAGAUACACAAAAAGAGCUGCACUGAACACUUUGUCAAUCUUUCACCAGCAAAUCCUCAUACUGUAUACUAAAACAAAGCAUCUAUUUUGUACCUUUGUAUAAAGUUUUUUUUUUUUUUUAUGAAUACAAAAACACAGAGAAGACCACAUUUCAUUUUAAUUUUCAAACAAAGGCUUAAUAGUCUUUCUUUCUAAUCUUUCUCUCUGUCUGAUCAACAGACAAAGCCUGAGAGGAAACUCUGAGCAGUGUCUGAGGCAAACACAAGUCAACUUCACUUUGGCUUGAUCCUUUCCACAAAGAGAAAACCUUGCUGUGCAUUCAAGGUCAUUCCUGGACUCACAAAGAGCUGUGUGUGCUCGUGAGUGUGUAUUUUACUGAUAAAGCUACUGAUUUGUGUGUGUCCUGACUUUUUGUCGAGCCUCUGAAAGGACACAUUUCUAUCCUUGCCAUAACAAGUCGUUUGAAGCUGAAAUCUUUCUUGUGGGCUGUUUUUGUGUGUUUUGUUUCUCUUCGGCCUCUUCUGCAGGUUUUAAUCAGUUUAACGUCACAGUGUGGGUAAUCGAGACGUUGCUGGUGUUGUUUUGCAGCUGAAGAAUUCAUCAUUAUCAUCUGUCUUCACAUGGCUUGCAUCCACAAACAGCUGGGAUUGCUAUGGAUCUCUAAACCCAAUAAAACACCAGCUGUUCAGGAGUAUUUUGAACUUUCUCACUAUCUUCAGUGAUAUCUCACAUUCUAUCGUUCUCUUAUGCUGCUAGGGUUUUUUGUACUUUAUAUACAUGAUAUGUUUUACAUUAUUUUGUACAGACUUACUGCUAUAUAUUACAUAAUGUAUUGUACAUAAGAAGAGGGACUAGAAGAAGUGAUUUAAGCUUGAUUACAUAAGUGUAAACCUUAUUUAUAUGAUAAAUACUUUACUUUUUGUAUUUUUUUUUAAUGAAAAGACUUUGCCAGGUCCCAGCUUUUACAGAAUAAUCUAAGGUUAUGUCAAGAACAUAUCCAUUGAGUUGUCAGAUAACUGACUGUGUAAAGACGUCAUUCACGGAGAGUUGUUUUUAGAAUUUAUGAGCCACAUUUCACAUCUGCCUCGAUUUUUAGUUUUGUUGCAUAAUAUUUAAGCGUCACAUUUUAAGGUGUGAUUUUAUCAUCCAGAACCACCGAGUGACUUCAUUCUCUCCCUGUUCUGUUGCUCAUUUUGUGUCCUGAUCUGAUGGGAAUAAAACAGCAGUGACAUAAUGAACAACUUUUACAUGUUUGAAAACAAGCAGGAGCAGGUUCAGUGUCUGAUCAUUUUAAAUAGGAGGUAUAUUUGUCCCCUGAAUGUGUUUAUAGUUAUGUAGAGAUGUUCAUAUUUCUUUUGGAGAGCAUUAUUUUAAUAUGUAUAUGUAAGUGUGCCUUUAUACUAUUUUUUUGUUAAGAAAAAGUUUACAUUGAUAAUAAACUCCUACAAACA